Oncorhynchus keta (chum salmon) is the source of this 3218-nucleotide messenger RNA. RefSeq names its product glycoprotein endo-alpha-1,2-mannosidase-like protein. NCBI's taxonomy places the organism in Eukaryota, Metazoa, Chordata, Actinopteri, Salmoniformes, Salmonidae. Gene Ontology annotation, cellular component: Golgi apparatus. Gene Ontology annotation, molecular function: alpha-mannosidase activity. The coding region runs from base 128 to 1459 and encodes 443 amino acids. The record is from RefSeq and is a predicted model, not a curated record. The transcript is spliced from 4 exons.
UCAGCACCUAAGCACAGAGCAUUCUACUAGGCUUCCUUCAGCACCUCAGCACAGAGCGUUCUACUAGGCUUCCCUCAGCACAGAGCGUUCUACUAGGCUUCCUUCAGCACUACGGACAGCUACCAAAAUGACACGGCUGCGCAAGAAAGCUUUCAUUGCACUUUUCUUAUUCACCCUCUUCAUCUUCGGGACCAUGAUGGGCCUCAGGACACUGAAACCCAGCGAUGGCUUCUCAGACCUGGCCCCGGGAAUGGGAGAGUUUGUGGGGGAAAGAGGAGGUGACCGGCGACGGCCAGUUUCGAACGACAUGGUAGUUUCCCCUGGUCAGCCCCAUCUAGCCAGCGACACCAAAGUCGUCUUCACAAAAUCCGACCGUGACUACAGUAUAUUCUACGAUGUACAAAUCUUCUAUUACCUAUGGUACGGCAACCCACAGAUGGACGGUAAAUACAUUCACUGGGACCAUGUUCUAGUACCGCACUGGGACCCUAAGAUCGCCGCCAGCCACGCCAAAGGAAGACACACUCCUCCGGAGGACAUAGCGUCGAGUUUCUACCCGGAGCUAGGACCAUACAGUUCCAGAGACCCCACCGUGCUGGAGUCACACAUGUCGCAGAUUGAAGCGGCUGCAGCAGGGGUACUGGUUCUGUCUUGGUACCCGCCUGGCAUUGCAGACAACCAUGGUGAGCCAUGUGAAGACCUGGUGCCUGCUGUCAUGGACGCUGCCCACAGACACAGCAUCAAGGUGGCGUUCCACAUCCAGCCGUACAUGGGACGGACUGACCUCAGCAUGUACGAUAACAUCAAAUACAUAAUUGACAAGUAUGGGAACCAUGGCGCCUUCUACCGCUUCAGGUCGACCACGGGGCGGAUCCUUCCUCUGUUCUAUGUCUACGACUCCUACCUGACCCCGCCUGAGGCCUGGGCCGACCUGCUCCACCCCGCCGGCGCCCACACCCUCCGCGGCACGCCCUACGACGGCGUCUUCCUCGCCCUGGUCGUAGAGGAACGCCACAAACACGACAUCCUGGCCGGUGGCUUCGACGGCAUGUAUACAUACUUCGCCUCCAACGGCUUCUCCUUCGGCUCCUCUCACCAGAACUGGAAGGCGGUCAAGGACUUCUGUGACGGUAAUAACCUGCUGUUUGUGCCCAGCGCCGGGCCGGGAUACGUCGACACCGCAGUGAGGCCAUGGAACAACCACAACACGAGGAACAGGGUCAACGGACGCUAUUAUGAGACCAGCCUACAGGCUGCGCUGUCGGUGCGGCCGGAGAUCGUGACCAUCACGUCGUUCAACGAGUGGCACGAGGGGACACAGAUUGAGAAGGCGGUGCCCAGGAAGACGGUGACACGGCUGUAUCUGGACUACCAGCCCCACCGGUCAGACCUAUACCUGGAACUCACCAGGAAGUGGGCCGAACACUUCAACAAGGAGAAAGACAAGUGGCUCAUGUAGAGGACAGGAGUCCUGACUGGACUGGGUCGAUGGGAAUAAUACCUUUUGGGUGUGACUGGAGCGAGUAAAACUGAGGAGCUUUUCACAUUUCUGAGCUGAGCUGAGCCGAACUGAGCCAAACCAAGCUGUACUGAGCUGUCCUGGUUAGUGGUUACUAUCCACCAUAGUCGCUGGAACCUGCUGAAACAUUUUAAAAAAUUUAAAGAAAAUAGCACAGCCAACACAGUUUGGUUCAGCAUGGUAGUGAGAAAAGGGUUUGGAGUGGCCUCAUUGCUGGGUAUUUUGGGUCCUUGUGAAUAUAAACCAUAUUUAUUUUGACAGUGAAGCAAAAAAAUGUCAAUUUGGCCCCAUACUCCAGCAUUUUGGAUUUGAGAUGUGUUUUUAAUAUGAGGCGAGAGUACAGCAUGUCACCUUUUAUUUGAGGGUAUUUUCAUACUUUUUUUUUUUUUACCAUUUAGAAAUGAAAACCUUAAUGUAUCUAGUACCCUCCCCAUUCAAAUGUUUUUUUUCCCUCUCAUAAGUAUUUACACAAUUGAACUUAUAGCAUAUUAAAGUAUUCAAACGUUUAGUAUUUGGUCCCAAUUCAAAGCACGCAAUGACUACGUCAAGCUUGUGACUCUAUAAACUUGUUGGAUGCAUUUGCAGUUUGUUUUGGUUGUGUUACAGAUGAUGUGUUACAGAUUUUGCCCAAUAGAACUGAAUGGUGAAUAAUGUACUGGAGUCACUUUUAUUGUAAAUAAGAAUAGAUGUUUCUGAACACUUCUACAUUAAUGUGGAUGCUGCCAUGAUUAUGGAUAGUAAUGAAUAUAUCCUGAAUAAUGAUGAGUGAGAAAGUUACAGAGGAACAAAGAUCAUACCCACCCCAAAAAUGCUAAUCCUCCCCUGUUAUUGGUAAUGGUGAGAGCUUAGCAUAUAUAUUUUUCUGGGGGGGGGUAUAUACACUUUUGACUACUUUAAUACACUAUAAGUGAAUUUGUCCAAAUACUUAUAAGAAUAUGUAUUUUAUUCAAAUGGGGGGACUACAUACAGAAGUGUUUUAUUUCUAAACUGUAAAACUGAUACGUACGAAAAUGCCCUCAAAUAAAAGGUGACAUUCCGUAGUCGCCUCACAUGAAACAUUUGAUCUCAAUUCCAAAAUGCUGGAGUUUAGAGCCAAAUGUACACAUUUUAUCUUCACUGUCCAAAUAAAUACAAGUAGCGUAUGCUUUUCAGUGGAGCAAGUGGGACUGAGACUGCUCACACCAUAGACUUAGCAACAAUUCCACCUGGCCUAUCAGAGGGCAAGAUGAAGGUUGCUUACACCAAUCCAAUCCUCUCAGAUCUGCAGAAGCAUCUAGGGGGAGGGGGCUGGGGGUUGGUUUGGGAUUCAGGGGUACACUCAUGAUUGAACCUGUCUCUGUUUUUGUCAACUCUUCUGUUCUUCUCUCAAAUUAACUUUUCCAUUUAUGUGAAUUUCAUCCCGAUGCCUGUUUUUGAAUUAUUUUUUAUUUUACAUCUGAAUACACAACACAAAUACUUUUGUACAAAGUUUCAUUGGUUGGUUUAAGUCAACUUAUGUUAGUGCCAACAAAUAGCCUGUUUUGAGUGACUUAAGUCUAUUCCUUUCAGAUGAGUUAUGUUGUGAUGAUCGCCACAGUAAUGAUAUAGCCACUGGGGUUUGUGUAGUGUGGGUGAGCUUGGAGACAUUCUGACAUUGAGGACUUAUUCUUUCCUGUAAUACUUUUAAAUGGUGAAAAAUAAACGUAUUGUCUGGUUACUA